Molecule: messenger RNA, 396 nt
Organism: Mesorhabditis belari
Lineage: Eukaryota; Metazoa; Nematoda; Chromadorea; Rhabditida; Rhabditidae
Source: the annotation of a GenBank genome assembly
AUGUUUCGCGCUACACCAAAGCCAUCAAACCUAUUAAAAUCAACAACUAGAAGAGUUGGUACAACGAUGAGAGAGGAGAGACCGACAAUGCCUCCACUAAAGACAGAUCCACCUGGAGGGAAACCGCCAAUGAUCGGUGAGACGGCCAAGUUCUUGGCAGGAGCGGCGACAGUUUCGACUCUCGGAUAUUUUGCCUACGCCCACUUCAACCCAAGGCGUCAGCCAAAUUACCGGCCAGACGCAAAGGCUCCAGACACAAAAGAGGCGAUCGAUUCAGCGAUGAAUAAAAGCAUAGUUCCUCCAAUGGUGACAAUCAGUGAUCCGAAUAAAAUGAGAGAUGAGUCGAGCUUCGCGGCAAUGGCGGACACCGUUGCAGCUGGCCCCUCUUCAGUCAUG